GCACAGUUAAGUGUUGCCGCACUUUGCCCUAGGCUGAUAGGGCUCACUGGCAAGGUACGAAGUGGGCCAUUAGUAGCAAUGCGACAAGUGUGUCUUUUGGUUCAGCGCAGAGAAAUGAUAUUUGUGUGAUGCACUUUUAUGUUACAUUCUCCCGUGCUUUCACUUGCUUCUUGGCCAUGUUGUCGUGGCUUUUUCCCAGGUGAAGCUGUCAUCAGGAAUGUCCCGUCGUGGUGGGGCCCAAGACGUAUAGAUUGGUUGCAAACACUUGAGACCGCAUCCUACGGAUAUCUCACAGGUGGCAACGUGAGGACCGAGCCCCCUCCCACAUCGUCUUUCAAUCCAGCACGGCGCCAUCGCAUACAGUAUGCUCAUCGCGACACAAGCUGGCGUGCGUUUGCGAUGGAGUAAUCGGCAUGAGCUGUAGGUUUUGGACCAUACAUAUAUGAAGGAACGGGCCGUUGGCGCUGACACAAUCGGCCAUGACCCUUUGU
Molecule: messenger RNA, 491 nt
Organism: Emericellopsis atlantica
Lineage: Eukaryota; Fungi; Ascomycota; Sordariomycetes; Hypocreales; Bionectriaceae
Exons: 2
Coding region: 139-408 (89 amino acids)
Source: RefSeq, a predicted model, not a curated record